Molecule: messenger RNA, 2481 nt
Organism: Candidozyma duobushaemuli
Lineage: Eukaryota; Fungi; Ascomycota; Pichiomycetes; Serinales; Metschnikowiaceae
Exons: 1
Coding region: 1-2481 (826 amino acids)
Source: RefSeq, a predicted model, not a curated record
AUGAUCCGCAGACGCCGCUGCCAAUACCUUGCCUUGGCAGUAAUUGCUCUACACCUUAUCGUUAUUUCGCUUAUAGGUACACAGAGUCCCGAGAAACUUCUACCGUUGAAGAACCUUACAAACACCCUUCGAGAUUAUGCUGUACUUCUUCGAGAAAGAAACUCAUUUGCUUUCGACGCUUGGACUGAUAAGAUCUUUAGUAACUACUUGGAGGAUCCGAGUACCGAGAGCAAGGAUAUCAAGAUCGCAGCACUUUCCGUGAAUGGCUCGGCCUACGGAGCAGACAAGACAGCUGUAUCUAUACCAGCUUUCCUAAAAGAUGAAUCUGAGAACCCCAUACUCCUACCUUUCGAGCCUCGCUUCACCUUGGGCAUGAUCCUCAAUGAAUAUAACGAACAACUCAAAAAUGACGUGGGUGCAAGCCCAGCAACAUUCGAAUACACCCUCCCAGUGUUUCACUGGUCAGACUGGACUGAUUUGUCUGCCCUAUAUCCGCAUUUCAUGUCAGCUGGAGAAAACAGACAGUCUUGUAAGAUGUUUGGGAAGACACCUAGAAAGACGAGGAAAAACCCCAAUCCGCAGGCAACUGCCCCAAACUGGUGCAUAGACGAUUCCCAAAUUGCACAUCUUUAUCAUGAGAAUCUCGUUGCUGAUGAAAGGAAGCAAGCGUGCCUCAAAGAAAUCUUGCAAUCUCCACUUCGAACAGGCUUCCAUGUUGAUCAAUAUGGAGGCCGGACUCCACAUGCUCUGAAAAAGGUUGAGGCAGCCCUGUACUUGAACGACUUCAUGGACAAGCCGUUAUCAAUAGUACUUUUACUACCUCACCCUUCAGGCCGUCUGAGGUCGAUAAGGCUCAACGUCAACCAAGAAGUGGGUAGUAGAGUCCGUCUUCUGCACUCCGACUUGGCAAAGUCUGUGGCAGGUAGGGCUGACGAGGUCGACAUCAGGGAAGAGCUUUGCCGCCUUGCAUCAUAUUAUGAAGAUGAGAGUAGUGAUACUUAUCACCCUACUAUCGAACUUCAGCAUGAGGAUUUUGUGGAGGAUCUGAGACUCAGACUUCAGGAGUUACUUGCAAAAGAGACGCUUACACCACACGAGCGCAAUUAUGCUCUCAGUUUAAACCUUUCAAUCAGCGGCGUGGAACCAACAAAAUAUUUAUACGAGGCCCAACUUCACAGGUCAACACCUAAUUGGGCAUGGGGAAGUCAUUACGACUGGAGAUUUUAUAAAAGCAUUAUAAAUUUUCUGGACCUUCAAGCACCUGCUUUGCAUAGUCUCACUCAAGCCUGGCUUCGAUUCAUUAAUGCUCAACAUUUGCAAAGCUGGGUUGCACACGGUACAUUACUUUCAUGGUACUGGAAUGGGAUCAACUUUCCGUGGGAUGCAGACGUUGAUGUACAGAUGCCAAUAACCGAUCUUCAUGUCUUGGCUCGUAAUUUUAAUCAAUCGAUUAUCGUUGACUUCGGCACAGACAUCAACGGUGAAGUCAAAACAGGAAGAUACUUCCUAGACAUUGGUACUUGGAUUUCUCUGAGAGAAUUUGGCAACGGCCUUAACAACAUCGACGGAAGGUUCAUCGAUAUGGAUACUGGUCUUUACAUUGACAUCACUGGUCUCUCCAUUUCUAACAUGGUUGCCCCUAAGGAGUACGAUAGAAAGUUGCCGCGAGGUCUCAGAAGGACCAACAAAGACCGCUUUAUGGAUGAUUUAGAAGUGGCAAGGAACAACUACCUCCAGAUUUACAAUUGCAGAAAUAGGCACUUUGCCUCCUUGAAGGACUUGUCGCCAAUGAAGCUAACCUACGUUGAAGGCGUCCCAGCAUACGUUCCCAAUAAUUACAUGGUCAUGUUACAGCGCGAGUACAACGAAGGAGGUUUGAUGGAACAGAAGUUCAAACGCUAUGUGUACUUGCCACGAUUGAGGAUCUGGCAUCCUUUUGACAAAGUGUCUCAGUUUGUCGUUGGCAAGGGGAAAGACUUUCAACCGAUGUUAGAGCUUGGUCCAGACAAGUCGAAGGCUCUGAACAAGAUUGACAAAAUGGCCGUCUAUACAAUGUCAGACGAGGACUAUCUUGAGCUAAUGGUGAGAGAGAAACUGCUCUUGGUGGAGUAUUUGACCACGAGAGAAGUCACCGCUCUCCACGAAAAUGAAAUGAAAAAACUUCUCAAAAACAAGCCCACGGAAGACCUUCUUCUUGAAAACGAGAAGUUGAUUCACCAAUUUCCGUCGUUCAGAAGAGACUACAUCAGGUAUGCACGGGCUAAGGAGGAUUUUUCGUUUGAUGAAAAGGUUGUGGAGCUAACAAAUGAGAUGAUGUCUUUUCGACAAGGCCUGGAGCCCGGGAUGAAGCAAAACACGAGAGAAAUGGACGUUGAGAGGUCUGAGCAGGUCAAUUCGAAAAAAGAUGGACCAGAUCCUGUUGUUAUGUUUCAGCCCAAAGGAGCCGCCCUUGAGAGGCCGCGAAACGAAGAAGGACCCUAA